Messenger RNA from Alligator sinensis (Chinese alligator), 6074 nucleotides. It is a transcript of the gene KLHL36, whose product is annotated as kelch like family member 36. Lineage: Eukaryota; Metazoa; Chordata; Crocodylia; Alligatoridae. The coding region runs from base 144 to 2174 and encodes 676 amino acids. Gene Ontology annotation, molecular function: cullin family protein binding. The transcript is spliced from 5 exons. The record is from RefSeq and is a predicted model, not a curated record.
CCCGCCCGCCCCGCCCCUACCCCGCGCCGCGGAGAUGAGCCCUGCCGCCGCCCUCCCUCUGCCCCUGGUGUCCUCGGAGCUGUGUCCGAGCUUGUGUCGAGAAACCCUCCAGCAGUGCCAGGGGGGGGCUUUGCCUUGUGUUCAUGGCACAGCGGGGGCAGAGCGGCUCAGUGCUGGCUCUCCCACGAGACACGAAUCCGGACGCCGCCCAGAGACUUAAGUUAGUCCGGGCGCCCGCGUCCAACGCCCCCGAUGCCGUCGGACGAAGGUGCACGGAGCUAAGCACCUCCGUCCUGUCCUGUGGAAAGACCACAAAUCGUGCAAUAAUGGAGGGAACCCGACAGACUAGAAUCUCUCGCCCGCACAAAAUAAGCGAAUCCUCAAAGGUGUACAGAUGGGCUGACCACUCCAAUCUGGUGCUUCAAAGCCUGAAUGAGCAGAGACACCGCGGCCUCUUCUGUGAUAUUGUUCUGGUAGUGGAAGAGCAGCGAGUUCCUGCCCACCGCAAUCUCCUGGCCGUUUGCAGCGACUACUUCAACUCUAUGUUCACCAUUGGCAUGCGGGAGGCCUAUCAGAAAGAGGUCGAACUGUUUGGAGCCUCUUACAUUGGUCUCAAAGCUGUGGUGGAUUUUCUCUACGGCAGCGAGCUGUCCUUAGAUGGCGGGAAUAUCGACUACGUGCUGGAGACGGCCCAUCUGCUGCAGAUCUGGAAAGUGGUUGACUUCUGUUGUGAGUAUCUCGAGAAUGAAGUCAGCGAGGAGAACUAUCUGUACCUGCAGGAGCUGGCUUCUAUCUACAACCUGAAACGCCUGGACUCCUACAUUGACUCGUUCAUCCUGCAAAACUUCGGCACGCUCUCUUUCACACCCGACUUCUUGCAGAACGUUUCCAUCCAAAAGCUCUGCCAGUACCUGGACAGCAGCAACGUGCAGCAGGAGUGCGAGCACGAUUUGCUGCAGGCUGCCUUGCAGUGGCUGACACAGUACCCAGAAAGGGAAAAUGAGGCUCAUCAAGUCCUGGACAAUAUCCAUUUCCCGUUGAUACCCAAAAGUGACCUCCUUCACCGAGUCAAGCCCGCUGUCUGCUCUCUUCUCCCAAAGGAAGCCAACUGCGAGGGGUUCAUAGAAGAAGCAGUGAACUACCACAAUAACGUCACGGCCCAGCCGGUGCUUCAGAACAAGCGGACGGCUCUGCGUACCAGUGAAGAGAGGCUGCUGUUUGUGGGUGGCGAGGUUUCAGAGCGGUGCCUGGAGCUGAGUGACGAUACUUGUUUUUUGGACACCAAAAAGGGGCAGUGGGUAGCAGAAACACCGCUCCCAGCCAGGCGAAGUCAUCACUGUGUUGCGGUGCUGGGAGGUUUCAUCUUCAUAGCUGGAGGCAGCUUCUCCAGAGACAACGGAGGGGAUGCAGCUUCAAAUCUUCUAUAUAGGUAUGAUCCCCGCUGUAACCAGUGGAUAAAGGUUGCCUCCAUGAGACAGCGUCGAGUCGACUUCUACCUGGGAGCCAUUACAGACAUGCUGAUAGCUGUUGGUGGAAGAAAUGAGAACGGGGCACUUUCUUCAGUGGAGACUUAUAGCCCACAAAAAGACGCGUGGUCUUAUAUAGCAGGCUUGCCAAGGUUUACCUAUGGUCAUGCUGGCACCGUCUACAAGGAAUUUGUUUAUAUCUCGGGAGGUCAUGACUAUCAGAUCGGUCCCUACCGAAAAAACCUGCUCUGCUAUGAUUAUCGUACGGAUGUCUGGGAGGAAAAAAGGCCAAUGAUCACAGCUCGGGGGUGGCAUAGUAUGUGCACCUUGGAGGACAGUAUCUACUCUAUCGGUGGCAGCGAUGACAACAUUGAGACUAUGGCACGCUUUGACAUCCUGAGUGUGGAGUCUUACAGCCCGCAGUGUAACCAGUGGACCAGAGUUUCUCCCUUGCUGCAAGCCAACAGUGAGUCUGGAGUGGCCGUUUGGGAAGGCAAGAUUUAUAUUCUGGGAGGCUACAGCUGGGAAGAUACGGUCUUCUCCAAAGCUGUCCAGGUGUAUGACAAGGAGAAGAACAAGUGGUACAAAGGAACUGACCUUCCCAAAGCAAUCGCUGGGGUAUCUGCCUGCGUCUGUGCACUGAAACCCAAAACAGAGGACAAAAAGAAAAAGACAAAAACAAAGAAGUAUUCAGAUCGAGGGAGAUGACUACCCGUGGAUAACCCCCCUUUGCAGGCAGAUUCCAGAGGAACCUUGUAUUUAAUCAUCUCUUUCUAAUUUUUAUUUUUAUUUUUUAAGGAAGAAAGAAAAACUGCUGAAACCUUGGAAAAUGUGCAGAUGGACAUUUUGGUUAAGGUUCAUUUGACGGACGAAAGUACCUAUGGCAGUGGGGUAGCAAAGGAAGUUCUGCCACCCCACUGUAUAUUUAGAUGUAGUUUGUUAACUUUUGUGGUUCUUGGCAUUUCCACACUUCUAAUAUUAAAAGUAAAAAGGCUGUACAACAAUUGGCCUAGAAAAUUAAGUGGUGGAGAGGAAAAGAGGACUAAGUAUUCUCUUUGAUGUUACAAUACAGAGAAGUAUAGAAAGAAUUGCUACUGAAAACUGAUCCAGAUCUUGAAGUUUGGUGUAAAUCCUGAUUUAUUUAUAUAUUUUUCUUCAUGAAAUAUCAUUUGCAGUAUGUUCUAAAUUAUUAGUAUGAGAUUUCUGGCAUGAGGUUUACUAGUGAAGGUAGAAGUGAAUACCAAGGCAACUUGAUGAGUGUCUAACUCUACUGUACCCUUAAAUUUGAGAGACUAUAAUUAAAUGACCAACGAGUGGAUGGUCUGAUCAGUGAUGUAGCAGACAUGGCUGUAUAGGUGACGUGGGCUCAGGUUUUUUGCCCUGGUGCAGUGAUCCGUAUGAUCCAGGAGAUGCAAUGUAACCCUAAAGUCACUGCUGGAAUUCACAAACCUUGUGCAACAAAAGCCAAUAAUAACUUUUGGUUUUCUUGGUUUCAUCUACUUUUUGGUUGUGUCUUUAAAUCUUUCUUUGAACCUGAGUUUGGGGAGAAGCCACAUAACUUGGUGCUUGUUUCAAAGCAGUUGGAGUGGAAAAACUUCACUGUGGGCUUUGGGGCUUUGUUGAAAUCUGAAAGGUCAAAGUGAACUUGAGACAAAGUGGAAAUCUCUCCACGACCCUGUCUCACCAAGGGCAAUGGCAUGAAGAGACAGGUUUGCAAGGGGUGGGAACUGUUACGUUCAGCAUGGGUUUUGCUGACCGGUAUAAGGGGAUCAUGUGCAGUAUGUCUAUAUUGCCAUCUCUCUCUCACCCAAACGUGCUUUUAAUGUGACUGGCAACUCCAAGUGAGCAGACUUUGGUUAAAACAGCAGUAAAGACAACACAACUUGGGUUUUUACUCAUGCUCAAAUUGCCUUGUUUUCCUGCUGUUUUAACCCUUUUAAAGUUAAAUUUGAGACACGCUUCUUGUGCCCUAAGAAGAGUCCAAGCCAGGACUCCAUCUGGGACAUAUGUGAUUCAAGUGGAGGAAGAGAUGCAUUUUAGAAUGGCAUUGGAAGAAGUGACCUUUAUGCCCACCAAAGUAAAGAGAUUUUGAUUGAAAUAGCAUUGUGUCUGGAGGAUACAAUGAAACGUCUGCUGGAGGCUUCAAGGUCACCAGCUGUCUGGCCAGCUUGUGAUUGUUCACCCUAAAGCAGGUUACAAACCUACCUUGUGUUUUUGACAGGUUUGCAAGAAGUUCAACACCAGCAAUUGGAUCCAGCCCCUGUGAUUGCUAAAAUAAUGCCAUGCCACGGGUUACGAUUUCUAAUCCGAACACACAAUGAUUUUUAGAAAUUUUUGGAACCUUUUGUACUUUUUGAUAACACAGUUUGCUAAUACCUAGUCGCUAGUUUGCCAUAUGAUGUUAUUUAGUCUUUUGAAGUUGCAGCUCUGUCGUUGCGGCCCUGUCGUUAUUGUCAGGGACUCGUCUUUUGGUGGCUCUUUCAGGUUUUGCGUAGUAAGUUGGGGUGCGAUGCGGCUGGUGAAGCGGCAUUUGCAUUCUCAGGCUUGUCAGGCCGUCAGGGCUAUAAUUGGAACUAUUGUGAGGCCUCUUCACUGGCAGUUCAGCUAGUCAGAUGUGGUAAUAAAUGUUCUUUAUUGUCAGUAUUGGUGGUUUCAAGAGCCUUGGUCUAAAGUUCUGCUGGGCGCUAUUGAUGCAUUCCCCACCCUCCAAUUGCUUCCCAGUCUCCCUCCGCCCGUAUAUCUCUUUGUGCAACAUAACCGUGGAUUUCAGAUCUGCCUUUUUCCUGCUGUCCCACAUACAGCUGAUGCCCUGUCUGCUUUAUCCUACUCCCGUAUAUUUACCUUAUUCACUGGAAAGCUCUUCUGACUUUUUUUGCACUUUAAAAACGAUUCAUUUUCCACAUCAUUUGGAACCAUUUAGAGAUCUCUUUAAGAUAUGUGAAGAGUUCCUUUGCCUAAAAAGGUAGAUCUUGUGAGUAGCCAGCAUGCAAAAAAAGAAAUGUAAUGUCUAAUGACAUGAAAGGGUUAAAGAAAACUGUUUCAGGGCUUGUAUCUUAAAAACUCCUUGGGAUAUUUUGAGUGUCUUUUUGUUUAAAAAAUAAUUACUAAAUUGAACGAGUUAAAGUUCUUCAUGUGCUGGAAUUCUGUUUUUACAAAUAUUGCUACAUUGCAUGAAGUAAUAUUUGGGGUUUUUUUCAUUGCUCCUAAGAAAAAUGCUAGACUGUUUAAAGGAUAACAAACUGAGUGAGUAGCAGGUUUACGUAUCUGACAUUUUGCUUGUGUUAACUCCUCUUUUCCCGUGUUUUGGCAAAGUUUCAUGUGUAAAUACACCACAAACAUCCUAAGACUCUUCUUUGUUUCUCUUAUUGUCUGCUUGUCACUGUAUUUUUGCCUGUUUUACUUAAACGUGCUCAUAUGUUAUGUUCUUGAUGCGUUUAAAACUUGAAAAAAACAAGAAUCCAGAUUAUGUUCAGAAUACCAGAUUGUAUUCUUCCUUGUGUGGUUAGUUCCUCCUUUAGUUGAUUUUUCAAGUCUUUUGUGGGUUCACAGGACUAAAAUCUCACCUGAUUGAAGGUAUUUACCUUCACUAACCGGAGUGAAGGAUCACCAGAAUCAUAGCAAAUUAGGGUUGGAGGGACCUCCGGAGGUCACAUCCAGUCAACCCCCUGCUCAAAGCAGGACCAGCCCCAGCCACAUCAUCCCAGCUAGGGCUUGGUUGAGCCAGGCCUUAAAAACCUCCAAGGAUGGAGACCCCACCACCUCUCUGGGUAACCUGUUUCAGUACUUCACUACCCUCUUAGCGAGAAAGUUUUGCCUAAUAUCCAACCUCAACUUCCCUUGUUGCAGCUUGAGACCGUUGCUCCUUGUUCUGUCAUCUGUCACCACUGAGAACAGUCCAGCUCCAUCCUCUUAGGAACACCCCUUAGGGUAGUUAAAGGCUGCUGUCAAAACCAGCUUGCCCAUAUCCUGGUGAAUAUUACAGAGCAUUUUGUGAUAUCUUAUGAAUUAUUGACAAAAAUAAUUUACAUCCAACUACUACUACUGCAGCAAUAGAGCAUAAAUGAGAAUCAGAUCCCCAUUGCACUGGAUGCCAGGUUACCAGGGUAAUCGUUGGCACAUUAUUAUGCUGAUGCGUUAAUGCACCAGGGCAGCUACUUAUUGAAAUAGUCUGAUUUAAUCUUUCACUUUGUAUUAGCAGCAUUACUACUCACUUCAAAGUGAACUGCAAGCACGGCUUCUCCCUUCUGAAAUAUUUUGGUUUAAGACUAAUGUCCUGGGAACUUUGCAUAAGUGCUCUUCCAGGCGUUGUUGCAUGUGGUGGCAGUCAAUGAAUAGGUCUCGCCAAAUUAUCACUUCUAGCCCUUAUUCACAGCUACAGGCUAGGGACAGAAAUUACACAUAAACUGGUGUAAAGAAUCAGAAACGGGUUCAAAUCUGUCACACAACAAGACAUUUAGUGCGCAUAAACUGCUUUCAAAAUGGCUGAAACCAGUUUAAGAUAAAGCUGAGUGGAUGUUGCAUGAGACUUAACUGAGUUAGGUUAAAUCAGUGUAUUGAACUUCUGUCCCAGAUCCCCUCCAGAUUCAAGUUAACUCGCAGUCCUCCAGC